GGGACUAGUAGAAGGAUGACAUCCACUGUAAGUACCAGCUUCACCUUGAUUCCCAACCAGAAAUACAGGCGCAGUAGCCGUCGCUCCAAACCAUUCUGCAACACCGUGGACACAGAUUCCGAGUCAUUGUCAACUCUCGGGAAUUUCAAAGCACUGCCAUUAGAGAUCUUUCAGAUGGUCUUGAAAUAUCUCUCAGUGAAGGAUAUCAGCAUGCUAAGCAUGGUGUCGAAAGCCGUCAGCAACCGCCUUAUUAAUUACAUCUCAACCUCAUCAGGAAACAGAAGGCUUUUACUGCAAGAUUUUCAUAACCUUGAGAUAUCUGGCAAGAGAGAAGGAUCCUGUGUAUUAGAACACUACAGAUCUCUAGGUUUGUUGCUUAAAAGAUGUACACUACUGCUGCCCACAAAAGACAGGCUAAAGUACAUACACAAGAUACUCUCAGAAGUUUCCUGUUUUAAACUCAGUGGUUGCCCAAGCCCGUUGCAUUGCUUGGGAUUACAAUGCUAUGGAGUGUUUUUACAGACCCUGACUGCAGGCUGGGAUGAGCUAGAAUGCCAUCGUGUUUUUAACUUCCUCUGUGAGCUGAGCAAUCUACCCCGCAAAGUACAGACAGUUGUCAGCAGCAAACCAGGAAGUGCCCGAAAGCUGGAAUUACGGAUAAGGUUAUUCUGUCGCAGUGUCCUGCUAAAUCACUGGAUUCAUCGAAGUGAUUCUGCAUUUUGGCUGACUCGUAUCUUAAAACCGUGGCCAAUGGUUAAUCAAGCCCGGCUGUUGUACAUCAUUUUUGGGCCAGUCUCCUCUCUAAAUGGACAUGUGGUUUGGCAGAAAAUGAUAGAAGGACCAACAGAUGAGACCAGUUUAAAGGGUCUAGCUGAUGCUAUUAAACUACUAUAUGACGCAGAAGCUAAAGAGUGGACAGCAGAUGAUGUUAUCAGUCUUGUGGAUGAAUUGUCAGUGGUUCCCCGGGAGUGGCUCAUGGAGAAUAAUGCUCGUCUCCUCAUCCUGAGUGGGAACAACAUCUGCUUCACCUUCAUGGCUAGUAAAGCUGUGAAUGGGCGGGCUGUUGAGCUGGCCAGGCUAGUGGUCUUUCUGGCUUUGGUCUGUGAGAAGGACUUGUACUGCAUGGAUUGGGCAGUAAAAAUGAUGCAGAAAGUCUGCAAGGUUUUCAGCACUCCAGGCGAAAGGAAUAACUUCCUGCAGAGUGUGGAGAAUGCAUUUGCUCACAUGAUCAUGGACAUGCUACAAUCAGUAAUGUCUGGAGAUCGUGAUGAAGAAGACAGCAGCUUUUUGAAUUUGUUCCACCUCGUGAAUGCACAAGCUAACUUCCAUAAGGAAAUUCUGUAUCUGACCAUGAGAAGCACCUCUACCUAAAUACUUCGAAUCUCAGGCUUUUAGAGAAUACUACAGUGAUUCAGAUAGGUGGCCUUUUUCUCCAUUUAUUUUCUCACACAUAAAAAACAGUGUCCACCUACCUUUUAAAUUCACUCUCCAGCAGCUGCUUGCAAAGUUUUAGCAGCUACAAAAAUAGAAAAUAUAAUAACCAGUUAAAUCUGGAGGUAUAACCUUUGCAGAAGCAGCAGGAGGCUGACUGGAGAUGCUAGUGAAAUGCAAAGCAGAAGAAUUACUUAAAUCUAUGAAGAGAUAUUGAGGCAUCUCUAAGAAACUACAGCACAGUCUUUGCCAUAAACUUGUCUAAGCCUGGAUGUCAGGAUGUGCUGAGGAGCCUAACUGUGGCAUUCCAUGGUUUGGCUGUUAUGGGCGGGAAUACACACUGCAUUCUUCUCCCACUGUGUAUGUCUGGAUACAAAAUAAAAAUGACAUGGUGUUAAUAUUUGAUGUACAUCCACAAAUUAAAGAAUGUUAUCUUAGUUCAGAACAGAAAAUAUUUUGCUCUUGUAAUGUUGUUUUCUCUUUGGAAUCCAUUAAGACAAAACCAAUGUAAUGAGAAAGGCAUGGCCAGGUUUCUCCAGUUCAGCUCACACCUGGGUGUCUAUAAUUCACUCUUACAUUCUUAGCUUCAGAACUAGAUAUCCUGCAUGGAUUGUGCAUUAAGUUUCAACACAGAAGGAGACAGUCUCUGAAAAGCGUCCUAGUUUUUUAAGGAAGGCAAAAAUUUAGUUUUUUUACAGCACAUGCCUUUCAGCCAUAAAGCAGAAGAAACUUCAAAAUGUACCUUUGUG
This is a messenger RNA of Malaclemys terrapin pileata, 2180 nucleotides long. RefSeq names its product F-box protein 47 (gene FBXO47). The record is from RefSeq and is a predicted model, not a curated record. The transcript has 10 exons. Lineage: Eukaryota; Metazoa; Chordata; Testudines; Emydidae. Bases 16 to 1371 code for a protein of 451 amino acids. Gene Ontology annotation, molecular function: protein binding.